AUGAGUCCGGGCGAGCGCGCCGCCCUCGGGCGUCGCGAGCACCCUCGCCCUAACUAUGCUGCCACCGCACCGGGAUUUCCGCCACCAUACUACCCGCCUUACGGAGUGCCGCAUCCCAGCGCAUGGCUAGGGGCUCCCCUUAUAUCCAUGGCAGGUCGCACGCAACAACAGAGGAACACGCCUAUUUCAAAGCUUGCCAUGCACGCUCAGGGCGCUCCUCUUAUCAUACAAAAUAGGCACGAUCGACGAAAGUACACAACCGUUCCAGAACAGCGUAAUCAUCGGCCGCUCGGAUAUUCUGAACAUAACAUUACUAGAGACAAUGGCGAAGUGUCUGAAGGAUCUAGGCCACGAAAUCAAUUACAACAGUCGCGUUCGAAUCGAACUGGACGUAAUAAUAAUACAGACGCGGUCAGCGUGGCCAGCGAUGAAAGUUCCGGCUCCACAAAUUCAGAAACCAUGUUGCCACGCAUAAUUAAACCUAGAAAACGGCGUAAAAAAGAUAGAAAACCCAAUAACAUUGUCCCGCACGAUAUUUCCAACUCCGGACUAGAACUGGGUGAAGUUGAUCAUUGCGCUGGUACAAAUAUGGGAUCGACGCCGCACGUUUACGAGGAAUCUUAUUGCAGAGAGGUGUCAUUACCGUAUCGUUUAGAUGUGAAAGCACUAGGUUACCCGGAUCCGGUGCCGGAGACUUAUAAAGUUACUGCGUUGGGUGAGGCAUUAGAGGCUACGCGUUUUGGUUUAACUGAGGCAGUUUCUCCCUCAGAAUCUGCUGUGAGCUCGUGUCAGUGCCGAUAUUGUGAUCCUGUCGGACAAAUUUGGGAUGCUGAUUCCAUUGCACACUUACUGGAUGAAAGUUCAAGUGGCGAUUUCCCACCUACAAAGUUAGAGGAGUCUAUGAAGGUAGUAGGGCCCCUAGGAAGAAGAGGUGUUGACACUAUUCUGCGACGUAGUUGGAGCGAUCCAUCAGCGCGAGUCCCUGAACGAAGGGAAAUUAAUAAUAUCGAAACUUUGUCGGCUCCUAACUUAUAUUCCUUGUUUCCACCAUCAAAAAGAACUAGCUCCCCUGAGCCAAGGUCACCACUGGCCUUAGAAAUAUCAUCGGAGAUUGUCACCUCAAUGAAUGGACAUCGUGACUUAGAAAUAAAAUUGUUUUCCACUUCGCCUCCGGCAAUGAACUCUGAGCGCCGUUCUUUUUUCGACGAUAACAGUGCAAGUGUUGUUAAAACAUGUACGAUAAAAGAAAAUGAGCUAAACAGUGCAGUGGACAGUGAAAAAACAGUGUCUGGUGCGAACGGCGUUAAAAGUGACAAUGUGGACAAGGGAUGUUUGCCGGCGUACGUUACCGGCGAGACCUCUCGCAACGUUUGUGAUCUAGCCUUAGUUUCUGCCUAA
Messenger RNA from Pieris macdunnoughi, 1398 nucleotides. NCBI's taxonomy places the organism in Eukaryota, Metazoa, Arthropoda, Insecta, Lepidoptera, Pieridae. The record is from the annotation of a GenBank genome assembly.